Molecule: messenger RNA, 2148 nt
Organism: Petromyzon marinus (sea lamprey)
Lineage: Eukaryota; Metazoa; Chordata; Hyperoartia; Petromyzontiformes; Petromyzontidae
Gene: PKDCC
Product: protein kinase domain containing, cytoplasmic
Biological process (GO): peptidyl-tyrosine phosphorylation; skeletal system development
Cellular component (GO): extracellular region
Molecular function (GO): non-membrane spanning protein tyrosine kinase activity; ATP binding
Source: RefSeq, a predicted model, not a curated record
CUGGGCUCCUGCUGCCUGUGUGAGGAGGAGUGGCCAUGAUGAAGGCGUCCCAUUAAUCGGCACCGCGCAAUCAGCGGCGGUGAUUUGUGAAGAGGAGAGUGGUGACAGCGGACAGGUGACGCGGCCCGAGCGAGAAUCGAGCCGGGCGAAGGAGGAGGAGCGUGGGGAUUCGGGGCUCCCCGUGGCUCCCGGUGGCUCCCCGUGAGAGCCCCCAACCCCACCAGCCGUAGAGUCUGUGAGCGCCUCGCAGGAGGAGGAUGCGUCACCGCCGGCGCCGCGUGGCUGCGCUCUCAGCGCUCUGCCUCUCCCCGUUCCUCAUCUCGCUGCUCAACGUCUUCCUCCUGCUCCUCCCGGGCGCCAUGGAAGACACGGACGCGCCGCGCACGGCCAAGCCCCGGCACGGGAACGUGGACACGAUUGACACGAUGGACACCGGGGAGCUGGGGAUGUUGCCCCCGCCACCCGGCGCCGUGGAGGGGCCCCCGGCGGAGGGGCUGCUCCGCUCCCUGGCGCGCUGGGCGGGGGUGCGCGCACUUGGGGGGGCGGGGGGCGGCCACGCUGAGCUGAGCCGCCUCAUCCGUGCCCGCCACGCCGAGGUGAGCCGCCUCCGGGCUCUCCACGCGGGGGGCUCCCCGUGGGGUGGCGGGCGCGUCUCGGACCGCCGCCUCAUGGAGACGGGGGGCUACCGUCACCUGUCGAGGCGGGGGGGGUCCCCCCUCUCCGUCGCCACCACGGCCGCCGCCGCCGCCACCAAAGUGGGGGACCCCGAGGAACCCAGGUCUCUGGGUUGCGCCGAUUUGGCCACCGUGUCUGGCCUCCAGUAUCUGGGCAGCGGGUACACGAAGGCCGUGUACAAGGCUGUGCUGGGGCCCCCCUCGGGAUCACCCUCGGGCUGGAGGGGGCCCGUGGCGCUGAAGACGGUGGAUUUGGGAGGCCACGAUAUGGCGACAUGCGUGAAGGAGUUCGGUGACCCGGACGGAUGCUACCGGCUCGCGGCGGCCAAGCUGCUGAAGGAGAUGACCAUCCUGGGUCGACUGAGGCACCCCAACGUCGUGCGGCUGUACGGACACUGCUACCGGGAGAGUAACGACGUCUCGGACUCGCUCACGGCCAUCACGGAGCUCGGCUCUCCGCUCGAGAUGAUCCAGCUCCUGCAGACGUCGUGGGAGGAGCGAUUCCGGAUCUGCUUGAGCCUCACGAGGCUGCUCCACUACCUCGCCCACUCCCCGCUGGGCCCCGUCGCGCUCCUCGACUUCCGCCCGCGCCAGUUCGUGCUGCGCGACGGGGAGCUCAAGGCGAGCGACCUGGACGACGCAGGCGCCGGGGACCCCCCCUGUCGGUGGCGCGGGGCGGCCGCGGGGGGGGGCACGGGGGGCCCCCCGCCGUGCUCCCUCCACUUCCCCGCGAGGAACUUCACGCUCCCCUGCUGCCCGCGCACCAGGACGUGCGCGGGCCUCAACGAGAAGCGCAACCUCUACAACGCGUACAGGUACUUCUUCACCUACCUGCUCCCCCACAGCGCCCCCGCCGGCCUGAGAUCCCAGCUCAACGACAUCGUCAACGCGACCGGGGAGCUGCGGGUGGGGGUGGACGAGACUCUGAGCCGCAUGGAGUCGGUGCUGCAUCAAUACCAGCACGGCACCUACCGCUCCAACUACAGCCAGCACCUCACCACGGGCUACCGCGAGUUGCGCGGCGUGGCGGUGUCGGAGCGCCACGACUACCGCUGCAUGCCCUCGUACCACCCCACGGCGUGCCUCCUGUCGGUGCACGACGCGGGCGAGGCCGCGCUCGUGUGCAGCGCCCACACGCCCUGCCGCGCCUUCGUGCUCACCGGCACGCUCACCUGGACUGGUCGCCAGCUUGUGUUCUUCAAAACCGGGGCUGCAGAUUUCACCUCUGACCCCGACAAAAUCACGUACGUGCGGGAGUGAAGAUGGGGGCGGUCACGUGAGCCUGUGUGUGCGCGCGCACGCGCGUGUGUGCAUGUGUGCGUGUCUGUACGUUUGUGCGCGUACACACACGCAUGCGUGCACACGCAUGCACUGGUUUAUACAAACACAGCCGACAGAAGAUGGAGGGGGAGAGGGGGAGACAGAGAGAGGGAGGGAGGCAGUGGUGGAGGAGAGGGUGUGUGUGUGAUGGAGG